GAGAGCUGUGAUUGGUCACAGCUUGUCACAUGGUGCAAGGCUGUUGUGAAUAGCCUUGUACCAUGUGACCUCUGUGAUCAUUCACAGAUUUCACACGUAGUAAGCAAUGAUGUCAGCAAGUGACAUCUUGCUUACGAUUCAUGUGAUCACUGAUUGACCAAUCACAUGAUCACAUAGAGGUCCCGUACAGUGAUUAGUGUUCCUCUGUGUCCCAGGGAGCGCGCACAGGCAGUG
Molecule: messenger RNA, 234 nt
Organism: Staurois parvus
Lineage: Eukaryota; Metazoa; Chordata; Amphibia; Anura; Ranidae
Source: the annotation of a GenBank genome assembly